GAUAACGUCCCCAGAGGGAUCAGUAAGGAACCUCGCUCUUGCUAAUCCCGACAGAUACGUCGAGAAAUGGCUAUGAAGUCCGAAAAAGACUCUCAGGAAAAUGUCUCGUAUUACUACCAGGACGACUACGACUACUACUUCUACGGGAAUGGCACCGAUGGCAUAUACGAGUUCUACACAGUGCCACAGAUCGUGUUCGUCUCCAUCCUCUGUCUGUUUAUCAUUGUGGGUAACAUCUGUGUGUUAGCCGCUAUCCGACUUUCCAAGAAUGGAAGAAAAACCAGAAUGAAUUUCUUCAUACUACACCUGGCUAUAGCAGGCCAAAGCGGGUGGGUGUUGUUCAUCACAUCCAUCUCUGUGGUGACGUUCUUCAUCCCAGCCAUCAUCAUCGCCAUCUGCUACAUCGCCAUCAUCUACAUCAUCUGGUCUAAGGGGCAGAGCAAUGUGUCUGGGUCCCGUUUGGACAGAAUGUCACAGAGCAGUGGUUCUUCUGUCCAUCGUCUGACCAUCAAUGCCAGCAGACACGACUCCGGGAGAGGCAUCAUUCCUCAGGCCAAGAUACGGACCAUCAAAAUGACUCUCAUCAUAGUUAUAGUGUUCACGUUAUGCUGGAGCCCGUUCUUUCUCUACAAUCUCCUGGACGUCUAUGAAAUGAUUCCAAAGAGUAAUCGACUAUCGACCUUCAUCCAGUCUGCAGCCCCGCUGAACUCAGCAGCAAAUCCAAUUAUUUAUGGCAUCUUCAGUACUCGGAUCUGUCGAAACCUCAGGCGCAUUCCCAUGAUUCCCUGUCUGCGGAAGGCUUUCUGCCGGUGUAAAGACAACAAAGAUUUCCCUCAGCGCCCCCAACAUGGCCGCGCCCACCGCUUUCUGGCGAGCCAUUCUACCGACCCUACACUCAGCACGCAGGAAAGCACUAAGCGGGCUCUUCAAUUAAAUGGCGACAUUCGGAUGUGGCCUUUGCACACGGGCCGAGGUAAUGGCAACCAUGGUAGGAAGAAAUUGAGCAGUAAAGAUAAAACAUAUUCUGCCUCUGUCAGCUCUCCAGUCAAGACCAAACUUUCAAAGACGACUCCAGGCAUAUUCAAAUUUCGCCCACACUCAAAACUCUGGAAAAGUGACCGUGAGAGUAAGAAGGGAGCCGUCUACAGUAACAAGAAGAGCCCUGCUAAGUUGAAGGAAGAGGAGGUUGAACUGACAUCAGGAUCAACAGACUCUACUGAUCGGGGUUACUCAAAGCCAACGGCGCUGACCAUGGAAACUAACGGCAGUUCUGUUCAAGAAAUCUUGCAACUUCGCAGGAACAGUAGUGUCAGCUUGAACAACUACCCUGUAAUUUUAGAGGUCUCAGGGAAGGAGAACAAUGACUUAGAAGGUACAGCCCACAAACUUUCAAAAAAAUCUGGAGAAAUUCAUAUAAGCUUUUCUCUCCAUAACAUAGGACGUGCUCCGACGGCAACAGCAGCUACCGAGCGACCCUCGAGGCACAGUACCGAAAUGCUUUCUAUUUCGCAGAAGGGGUGUAUGCCUGACGACAAAUUAGACAGUUUGGUUAUAUGUAACACUUGCGUUGAUGAAUCCAGCUUGGGUUCCAGGAUGUCGGGAGCAUCUUCGCCGUCCGUCUCACCAACACAAGGUGGUAGACAUUCCCCUGAGGCUCACUGCAGCAGUGCAGACAUUACUCCAUGUAAUCAUUCUCAACGCAUCACCCACGUCGCAGACGACCCAGUCACAAGAUCACAUGACCUCAUCUCGACAUCGCCGUCCACUCCCCGGUCAGCAAGUCCAGCUACUGCUGGGUCUGACCAGGAGGAUGAGAAGACCGACACUCUUCUGCGUGACAGAUAUCUGGCAACUCGCCGACCUACAGGAGUGCCGUCAGUGCGAAAACGCCUGGAUAAGGGAGACAAUCAAUUGUUACACAGCGUUACACAGAAACUUCAGGUGUAAAUCCUGAAACGUACCGUUAUUGGUAUUUUCUAUUUGUAUCUAGGAGGAUCCAAUUUCCCUAAUGCCUGGGACAAGCUGAGGGGAAUUCCAAAGGUGUAUUGAUGAAAAAACUCUUUAUAGAUUGGUUUGGCACGUGUACACGUGAGAUCCCCGCCGAGUUCAUCAGGGUCCCAGCUGGUUGCAUCCUCAGUCUGCAACCGUGAAAAGGGACAUCGUAAUUCAAUCAAGGAGAGUAGUGGAUCAUUUAUACUUUUUUCCCGACAUGGAACAAGACUCUACACAUCCCAUAGACCAAACACUGAGAACUGUGUUAGUACUUAAUUACUUUUACUUUUCAUCCUCUGUUGACAUUAAGCGUCAAGAGGAAAUGUAGUUUUCUAUUGCAGGCCAGUUUCUUUGCACCUGGUAAAAAAGAAAACUUAGAUUAAAAAUGACAUUAUUAUGUCUGUGUACUUUAAUAACUGCCAUAAAGUGCCAUUUCGUAACGUAAUUUAUAAAAAAAAUAAACAUGCACAUUUGACAGUAAAAAAAA
Messenger RNA from Aplysia californica (California sea hare), 2479 nucleotides. RefSeq lists its product as uncharacterized. The transcript has 7 exons. Gene Ontology annotation, cellular component: membrane. The record is from RefSeq and is a predicted model, not a curated record. Bases 67 to 1947 code for a protein of 626 amino acids. NCBI's taxonomy places the organism in Eukaryota, Metazoa, Mollusca, Gastropoda, Aplysiida, Aplysiidae. Gene Ontology annotation, biological process: G protein-coupled receptor signaling pathway. Gene Ontology annotation, molecular function: G protein-coupled receptor activity.